Phyllostomus hastatus (greater spear-nosed bat) is the source of this 507-nucleotide messenger RNA. It is a transcript of the gene APOC1, whose product is annotated as apolipoprotein C1. NCBI's taxonomy places the organism in Eukaryota, Metazoa, Chordata, Mammalia, Chiroptera, Phyllostomidae. Gene Ontology annotation, cellular component: high-density lipoprotein particle; very-low-density lipoprotein particle; extracellular region. Gene Ontology annotation, molecular function: fatty acid binding; phospholipase inhibitor activity. Bases 102 to 368 code for a protein of 88 amino acids. The record is from RefSeq and is a predicted model, not a curated record. Gene Ontology annotation, biological process: negative regulation of lipid catabolic process; negative regulation of cholesterol transport; negative regulation of very-low-density lipoprotein particle clearance. The transcript is spliced from 4 exons.
CCCCGCCCCCUCCCCAGCCGAUAAAGGCCAGGCCAGGCUGGGACGUGCUGCGCUUGCUCUCCGGUCCAGCAACUGAUUCAGAGUACCCCUGUGGCCCAGCCAUGAGGCUCCUGCUCUCGCUCCCGGUCCUGGUGGUGGCUCUGUCGAUGGUUUUGGAAGGCCCAGCUCCAGCCCAGGCCGCCCCGGACUUCUCCAGCACCCUGGAGAGCAUCCCGGGGAAGCUGAAGGACUUCGGCAGCACCGUGGAGGAGAAGUUCCGGGCAGCCAUCGACCAAGUCAAGAAGAGCGAAAUUCCUAAGAAGACCUGGUCCUGGCUUUCUGAUACAUUCAGCAAAGCGAAAGAGAAGAUUGAAAGUACCUUCUCCUGAACACCGGGAGGGCUGCCCCUCUCCUCUGUGGCUGUGUCUGAGGAGGGGGCUCUAAAGUUUCCCAAUCCCCCAACCCCUGUGCUGAGGACUUUCUCCAUGAUGCCCCAUGUCCCACCACCAAUAAAAUUCCUAUAAAGAA